Gossypium raimondii (Peruvian cotton) is the source of this 1101-nucleotide messenger RNA. RefSeq names its product mitochondrial import receptor subunit TOM20. Lineage: Eukaryota; Viridiplantae; Streptophyta; Magnoliopsida; Malvales; Malvaceae. Gene Ontology annotation, molecular function: protein binding. The transcript is spliced from 6 exons. Gene Ontology annotation, cellular component: mitochondrial outer membrane translocase complex. The record is from RefSeq and is a predicted model, not a curated record. Bases 149 to 757 code for a protein of 202 amino acids. Gene Ontology annotation, biological process: protein insertion into mitochondrial outer membrane.
AGCGCCAAAUAUCGAGGGCCAUCACGGUCUUUUCGUCAUAAGUUUAUGUUACCUUCUCUACUUCACUUCUCCAAUAGAAAAAGAAAAAACCCUAGCGGCUACACUCUUCCCUCACUUUCUAAACUAACAGAAGAAAACAAUCACGGAAAUGGAGUUUUCUCAAGCCGACUUCGAUCGCCUUUUAGUCGCCGAACACACCCGUAAAACCUCUGAAGUCAACUACGCCAAGGACCCGCUUGAUGCUGAGAAUUUAACCAAAUGGGGAGGGGCUUUACUCGAAUUAGCUCAAUUUCAGACUGUUUCAGAUGCAAAGCAGAUGAUAAAUGAUGCAAUUUCGAAAUUGGAUGAGGCGUUGAUGAUAAAUCCAUCCAAGCACGAAACUUUGUGGUGCAUGGGAAACGCUCUUUCCACUACUGCAUUUAUGACUACCGAUUCUGACGAGGCAAAAGUUUCUUUUGAUAAGGCAGCUCAGUUUUUCCAAAGAGCUGUUGAUGCGGAUCCAGGCAAUGAGCUUUAUCAAAAGUCUUUGGAAGUUGCAGCUAAGGCUCCAGAGCUACAUAUGGACUUCCAAAAGGCUGCAGCUAGCCAACAGGGUAUGGGUGGGGCAUCUUCUGCUUCUUCAACUUCAACUGCUGCCAAGAAGAAGAAGAGCAGUGAUUUAAAGUACGACAUAUUUGGAUGGAUAAUUCUUGCUGUUGGAAUCUUUGCAUGGGUGGGAAUGGCGAAAUCCCAUCUUCCUCCACCUCCUCCACGAUAAAGCGGUUUGCUUCAAUAAUCCUUGAGGGAACCAUUCUGGUUACGUUGCGUUGGGAGGUUUGAAGAUUCAGCUGGUGAGAUGUAGCAAAUUGGAGCAGGUGGAUUGUUACCACAUUUUGGUAGUGUUUUCCCUUCCCUUGCUAUUAUUACAAUCUGAUUAGGGUGGAUAUCUCGGAUAUUGGUAAUGGAUUUAGUCAUUUAAUAGAUACAAUAAGAAGCAUUUUGUCUUUCAAUUUUUGCCAUUUCCUUGUUAAUCUGUAUCUGUAGGCGGUUUAGCAUACGUUCAGUAUGCUCGAUAUUGCAAAAAGUAGUAUCUUUUUGUAUAAAUAUAAUGUUUCAAAUAAA